UGAGCGCGCUGGUAUAUCGAAUCGACAGUGUACUCGCUCGCAGUCAGUAGGUUCGCCGUCACCGCGGAGUGCGACCGUAGCCGCAUUCAAAUAACAAGACAACUCGAUUGAUAAUGAUUCGAUCGCCCCGCAGUGCUAACUGAACUGCGGUCGGGACCCAACGCUAAAAUUAUGACUUUUGGAUCGUACGCCUGCGAGGAAGUUAGUAGCAGUUUUCACGUUCACGAAGGGAAAGUAAGGAUAGUUUCGAGAUACUGGGAGAUCUUCGGUAAUACUGCCGCCGAGAGGCUUCGGUACUGGAACAAGCAGAGGUUGCUGGAACCACUCGGACUGCUGUAAAACUACAAAUAAACUUUAGAAUUUGGAACUCGAACAAAUCGCUAGUGCUAAAGUGAUAUAGGUGAACUGUGUUUGUGUUCAGUUUUUUUUUGUUGGGCUUUUUAUUUUGGAUAAACGAAAAUGGUGCCCCAGCAAGUGUCGGAUGUGAGGUCUUUGACGCCAACAUCCAGUGGAUUGCCCGUGUUCGGGUCUCAGCUUAUCGAUAAAAAUUCGUCUACCCCAUACACAGAUGCCACACAGACGAAGAAGAAUAACCCCAACCACAUCAAGAGACCGAUGAACGCGUUCAUGGUCUGGUCGCAGAUAGAACGCAGAAAAAUAUGCGAACAAACACCGGACAUGCACAACGCCGAGAUAUCAAAAAAUCUCGGACGCGUUUGGAAAACUCUGAACGACGAAGAACGCCAGCCCUUCAUCGAUGAAGCCGAACGCUUGAGGCAGCUUCACAUGAGGGAAUACCCUGAUUACAAGUACAGGCCUCGCAAGAAAACCGCCAAGACUGACAGAAGCGGUACGCGAACCGGUUCAGUGCAGAAACCGAAACGGAAGCAAAGAGCCGAUUCCAAUAACAACAGAGGACUGUCCAGGCGACGACGACCCGUGCCGACUGUCCCGAGCGUCCCCGUGGAAACGCCGGCCCCUCCCCCGCUGCCCGCCUCUCCUGCCGGUGCACCUGAUUCCCCGGAAUCCGCCUGUCUGUAUGAUGACCACAACAGGCGCGAUCAGGCGGAUCUGACGGAUCUCUAUUCCAUCACGGAUCUCCUUCCUCUCCCGGCGGACUGCGAAGUCGACUUAGAUGCGCUGACGACGGACAUCGACUCGUUCGAGACCGCUUCGUCCUCGUCUGGAUCCCACUUUGAGUUCUCGUGCACGCCUGACGUCUCGGACAUGCUCAGCGAGAUCGGCGUAGCGGGCGACUGGGUGGACCACACGUUCUCCUCGUAUCUGACGUCAUCUUAGAGCGGCGUCCGGGCCGCCUCGGCCGCUGCCGGCCGGUUCCACUGAUCUCAUGCGGUCGGCCAACGCGCCGCCAUACGGAGGCCGAUGACGCGGCGACCGCUCGCCGCCCCGCCUAGAGAGUGCCUAUCCAAAAUGACGUGUCGACAUUUGGAUUCAAUGUACAAAGUUAUUUAAUAAGGAUCGAGGGUGAAAAUUGUUUUGGAAACAAACGACCGCUCCGGUCGCAUUCUUCUUGUUUUCAAUGUUCAGUUGAAUCAGACGACGCCGUUCGGGAGUUCAAUGUUCAAGGCUGUGUUCAAGAUGCUUUUGUUAUUCAUUAAUUUCAACAAAUAGUUGAGAUGAUCUGUGAGAGGGCACGUCUCGGUACACAAUCCGUCUACUAUCCGUCGCCUGUAGUUGGUCGGGAGAUGGCUCUCGGCAUCAGCAUAGCAUCGCAUCGCAUCGCAUCGUCGCUUCCGUACUUUUUACGUGUACAUUACACUUGGCUUCUAACGCGUUCAGUUACAGCAAUGUUCUACGUCACAGACACACUUUCCUUUUUUUAUAUUAACAUUUGUACGAUUAGGAUGAGCGAUUAAAAUUUAAGUUCUCGUUUGAUAUAUAACCGUCUUAGAUGAAUGUAUCGUUCGUGGAAUAGAAAAUAAUUAAGACUAGAUUAUAGUCAAGUUCGCCUUGCGUUCUUUUCACUGUACGUAUAUAUUUACACUUUAUAUUUUGAUGCACAUGUAGUUUUAUGGUAAGACAUUAUAAUUUUUAAUAUCGGAAGCUGAUCGUCAUGUCAUUGUAAGAAUUUCGGGGUGCGGAGAUUGAGUUGGCACAGGCGGGACCCCUACCAAAAUGCUUCGAUCGGACCACAAAUUCUUUCUGUUCCAUUUAGGUAUUGUCUUCAAAAUUACUAUAGAAUUACGGUUGAUUCGUUUCCCUGUUGUGUUCUCUUGGCUCUUGGUAGGGGUCUGGCCGCCCGUGUUUUUUGUAAAUGUGCAAGUUGGUAUUGUAAUGUUAGGUAUCGAGUAAGUAAUAGUAAUCUUUGUUCAAUAGUAAGGUAUGUUGUAUUAUGUAAAGAGAUGGCACUUGUGAUUGCAAGAGGGACACUUUAAACCUUUCAUUUCUUUCCUUCUUCACGCUGAACAAUUCGAAAUAACGUAAACAGAAAUACAUAUCAAUAGGAAUGCUAUUCGCGGGACGGUGGGGGAAUGUGGUCAAGAACAAGAAAAUUAAAGAAAAAAAAAACAAAUUUUGCUGUUUUCGAGAAAAAAAAAAUCUGCGAUUUUAAUUUUUAAAAGGAUUUUCUAAAUUAAGAUUCUAGUGGAGACUGAUACGCAUAGAUUAGUUUUAGCAGCGCUAGCUUCUCUGACGUUUUAAUAUUGUUUUUUGAAAUGUACAUACAUAACGGGUCAUUCAACCUAUUUUAUAUAGCAUCGAUGUAUAUAAUGUAUAUUUUUGUAUACCGUCACUGUGGCAAGCUCUGUUGUGACAGCCUAUACCGUCUGUCGACGCGUCCGGACAAUGUUCGCUUCGAGAAAAUACAACAGAAAUGAUUUUAUUUGCGGGGCAAGUAUUCCUAGGUUACAGUGUGUUUUAAGGCAUCGCGUAUGAAACAAAGUCAGUAAUGUAAAACUCGGAAGGCUCUUUAUAAUUUUGAAUCAGUACGUUAAUUAUUAAAGUGGGUGUCUGAUCGUGUGGUGAUGCUUAAAUAUUUUUGCACUGUUGGCUUUGCAUGAUCGAAACAGAUCAAGCAGUAGACAAUAACUUGUUGAUCCUGGCACACACGACCGCCGAUACUGGGAAUAAAACAUAGUGUAGGCUAGGAUUCUUUACAUCGUUUUUAAUAAUGAACCAGAGAUUUUUAAUUUAGUGAAAACCUUACGUCAAAUGCGACAGCUGACGGUUCAUUAGCCACAGUUUGACACGGUUAACGACACCCUCAAUAGUUCAGGCCGUCAAGAACACGGUAUUGUCAAAUUUAAUUGCUUCGUGUCCGGUAUCUGCCAAAAAUAUUACAUUUUUUUUUAAGAUUUCCGUUGUGAUUUCGCGUGAUCGCAGUGACGAUCUCAAAUCGUACUGCGUAAAAUAUAUGCACCUUUCGUCAAUUGAUUGAAACCCACGUCAGUUACUUAGUUAUAGAGUUGAUAUAAACACGCCGAUUUGAAACUAAAUAAAAAAACACUAAUGUGAAAUAUUCGAACUGUCCCUAAAUUAAUUUAAAAAAAAAAACGGAGUAUUCGCUCUGUUUGUUAGGAAAGAAAAAAAUGCUUUACCUAUAAUUAUAUUCUUGUAAAUUGUAUACUUAUGUAAAAAAAAAAAAACGUUCAUGUAAAAAUAAUUUUAGUAAUGUUAAAAUACGCUGAAACAUGCUACAUUGUAUUAUUCGCGUGUGCUGUUCUAUAUAAAAAAAACAAACAUUACAUGAGUAUUGUUGAGAGGUAAAUAAAUAAAUAAAUAAAAAAGUGUGCCUAAUUAAAACGAAAAACAAAAAAAACGGACCUCUCACAAAUACUCAUCUAAUAAAUAGUGAAGCUCAAAAGUAUAUACUUAUUGAUAAGGACGUAGCGAAUAGAAUAGAAACUGAUUGUAUUCUUGUAAGGUUAUGUAAGUUCUUCAUGCAUUUUAUGUGACUUAAUAACGAGAAUUGAUAAAUUAACUUUUAGCGUGUUUCUGUAACACGAGGCGUUAUUUCAAAAGAUGGAUAGAUUGCGCGCGAAUACCAGAAUUUGUGGUCUUAGGGUUUAUGUUGUAACUAUACUGAGAUCUUAGAACUUAUAUCUCAAGUUGAGUGGCGCGUUUACGUUGUAGAUGUCUAUGGGCUCCAGUAACCGCUUAACACCAGGUGGGCUGUUAGCUCGUCCACCCAUCUAAGCAAUAAAAACAUCACGUCAUUGUCCUGCACGUUUUCUUUGUAUUCGUUAUUUUGACGUACAAUAUUGGGGUGUUCAUACCUUCGAUCAACAAUUACUAUUGUUGAUCGAAGGUUCAUACGGUAGAUUUUCAUUCGUGUAAAAACGAACGUGUGAGCGAGACAGAGCUAUAUUAUACGCCACUGCAACAUUAAAGUUCUUUCGAUUUGCUUGACAAGUUCGUUGAGUAUUCGUUUAAACGUAUAAACGAUAUACGACUUUUUGCAGUACAAACGCCACAUGAAUGGUUCUGUGUACAAUGUAUGCUAACUACUCCGGUUUGACACCGUGAGCUCACCUACAUGUUAGGGCGAAGCUGAAAUAGCCUCUCAAGGCUAUCAGGAUAGGUAAAAAAAAGAGUAUGCAUUCAUUCGUUAAGACGUAUACUGCAAAUAAACGUGCAGGAUAAUGCCGUGUGAACCCAACCUUAUAAUAAUUUUGGUAUUCAUAAUCGCUUUACAUAGGAUUGACCAUGAGCCCUGUGAUGCUAACUUUGCGGAACCACAUCAAUAAAACCCGCGAUCAACACGUUCACGACCCAAUUAAAUACGCAGGUCGCCCGUCAGCGUUAGCUAUUAAACAAAACCUUGUCAGUUAAAAAUUAAAAUUCCAUUAAAACUUGCAUUAAUUCUCGUUAUUACGUUCAAGUUAUAUUCUUCGUGCAUUAUUUUGCUUAUGGACAUGGAAUUUGAUGGUAAUCGUGUACUUAAUAUACCUAAUAAAUAGAUUCUCGAGUUGUUCAUAUAUUCUUUUAGCAGAACCGAUGUUUUUAAUAAUCGGAUCGAAUACUAGAAAAAUCCUACCAAUUUGAGUGAAAUCUAUUGAGGUCCUUGUAUUUUAUGAUAAAUGUUGUGUCAAAACCCUUCGAAUGGCACCUCAGGAAAUACGAGGUAAGAAGGUUUAAGGGCACUGUUUGAAAUUCCCUGAGCACAUACAUGGGUGGGAUUGUGACAUUAUCGGUUAUUAAAUUUGGUAAAAAGUAUUUAAAUUCAUGUCCACUUUACCUUAUACUUAAAAUCGUAAUUUAACAGUAACAUCGUGUAUUAAUUUGAAAAAAAAAAAAAAAAAAACAAUGAGCCAUUUCUGAAUCUGUUUAAAUAUUCAAAUCCAUCAGAAUAUGUCGGAGAAAUUCAUCUCAAUCACAUUCCGUUCAGUUGAAUUGUCUCAAGGGCGAAGAACAAUCACACUGUGUCCAUAAACUCCAGUCCCCAUGAAAACCAACAGAAAACCAUCAAAAUUCAUGAUCAUCCAUCUAUGCAAUCUUUUCUAAACUAUCAUUUGAUUUUCUCUCUUUUGGAAGAUUUUCCUUCACUACUUUACUUUCUAUGCAACUUCUAUUCCCUUUUUAUUUGUCUUAAUAAAAACACCGAAUCAACGAUAUGAAAAGCAAUAUUAUGAUGAUAGUGACACGACCGCUCAAAUUAGUUUUAAAAUGUUUUUUCAAUGAUAAAAUUUAUCACACAAGUGCUACUUAAUAUAGACUUGUAUUAUUGCAGUAUCUAAAGGUUUUUUACACAUAAUAACCGCCGGAAAAUGCUUAUUUCGUAACAAAUUAUCAUAAGGACACUACAAAUAGAUCACACGCCGAUUGAUGAUCAAUUUGAAGAGUAAUACGUUAAUUUUCUCAUCAAGCACUAUUGAUAUACGAUGACUAGUGAAGAAAUUUUAUUAUUGAAAACGAAAAUCAUCCCGAACGCGUUUCGGUAAAUCAACAUCGAAUUUAAAUGUUGUAUAAAAUAGUUUAAAGCUUAAUGUUGUUGUCCUCCAUUAAGAUUUGGAAUUAUCAGGGUUGAUACGAUUCUUUUAGAUGUACGAAAUAAAAAAAAAAUAUUGAUUCUACUACGCCUUUCUCGUGUAUUGCCAUUCUUUGCUAGCCUUACUUCCCUCUCAGCCUUCUAUCCUACUAAAGGUAUAUUUAUAAUAUAAUAUGUACAUAAGUUAUUAAAAAAAAAUGUUUAUAUAAACGAGAAAUUGUCAAAGCUACACUGUGAGAAAAAAUUAGAGGGUAUUUAAUAAUGAUUAAGACGUCUUAUAUAAAAAUAUCAGAGACGCCAUAGUUCUUGUAGUAUACUAUAUAUUUAUAAUAUAAUAUGAUACGAUGUUAUAUACUAUUCUAACUAUAUAUGCGUGCAUGAAUGCUUGAGAACUUGCUUCGAUAAAAUAUUAGGAUUUUUCUUUAACUAUAAAGAACAGUACAAUAAGGCUAUUUAUAUAUGAUGUAAUGUGAUUCAAACGAUUAUAAUUAGUGAUUAACAGAACUGAAAAUGGUUGAUAAUAUUCUCGUUAUGUUGUUUGAAAAAAAAAAAAAAAAGAAACUGUAUCAUAUGUAUUUAUUACGCGGCAAUAUAACGCGAAUUAACGCGUUUUGUCAUUUUACAUUUCAUUGCGCUACACUAAGCUGUCUCCAGCGAAGCACCCGUAUGACAAUCGUUAAUUCUCGUCAUUGACCCACGAAAAUGAAGGUGGAGUUUAAAAUUUUUAUCUAUUUAUUGUUGUUUUAAUUCUAAGAAGUGCGUAUUACCUAUAAGGUUUCCGUUUUUUAAAACUGUCAAACAACGAAUAUUAUGUAAAGAUAGAAUGCUACUUCACUAACAUAAGUUUUUAAUUAACAAUUGUAAUGAUAACGUAUAAAUAAUUGGUGUCUAUGUUAAACCCGUGAUUGGUCACAAUGAUACAGCGGUUGAUGCGUGUUAAAAUAAUAAAAAAAUAUAUAAAAAUAAUUACUCAACUUUAUAUAACAGUAGUUUUGUCUAUCGAUACGUAUAAUUAUAAAAUUAAUGAUAAAUAAUGAAUAAAUAAAUGAAAAUCGCACAAUUCGAGUCGAAAAUCUAAUUUAAGAGUAACAAUAAUAGUUAUUAAUGGUAAUUGUUAAGGGAAAGAGGUCAAACUCCUCUUGUUUACGUUUUGAAACAUUAAUACGGGAUAUAAAGAAUUUUAUCUUUGCUUGACAUUACGAGCGGGUUAUCCGUGUGUAGACAUAUUAAGUAAGCCGACUUGGUAUAGUCAACUUAUUUACUCUCAGCUCGUGUGUACGAUCGUAAAUGAUAGAACCACAUUUUCAUUGUAUUCGUCAAGUAAAUUAAAAUGGUAAACUAAAUAAAUACAGCAACUUCCGUCAUAUUGAUAUGAAUAUGCCACGAAAGUUUACGAUAUCCUCCUGUAGUUCGCUCGUGAGUAGGUGCAUGGUCACGGCUUUAGAAACACUUCUUGUCCGUACAACAAUAACUUUGUUAUAGCCAAUUUGUUUUCGAUUAUUUCACUUCUGAUCGAAACUUGGGAUAAAAACAAAACGGUCCAUUAUGUUACUGAAAUCGUAAUUAAUAUGUAUAUUGUAUUAAAAACAUAAAAAUGUCCUUUAAAAUAUACCAAAUCUACCAUUGAACGUUAGUGAAAUUUAGGAAGUGUUUCCCCGCAAUUUCCGUUUUCGCCUCCCGUGUAUAUAUUUCUUGUCGAGGCCACAUUUAGGUGUUCGGAAUAAACAGGCUUCCAAUUCUAGUCUAUUGGACGAUCACCGUUUUCGACCAGUCCUCCUAUCCCUCUACGAUGAUGGCCACAAAUAAUUGAUAUUUAUAUAUUUUUUAUUUUGUAUUUUUUUUUUUUAUUCAAUUUAUACCAAAAACUCGUACGAUGCUUUUAGAUACCGUUACCGAUGGAUCUCUUUUUUUUCUAAUUAGCGUAAAGCUGUUACUUAUUUUUGGCUGACCAAAUGAACGUGAAUACAUUAGCAUCCAAACAAUUGGGAUUUGAAGUGUGUAAAUAUUAGUAAUACGUUUUUUGUGUAACGUUCAAAGAUUGUGGACCCCUGUUGGGUUUAUUUUAUUACAAUCAAUUUGUCCAGCGUUAGUGUAAGGAUCUUUAUUUUUAAAAUCAAUGUAAUAUUUAGGUUUUAAAAUGUGGAUUUUGUGGUGUUUUUAUUUCGAUCGUGGUCGUUCCGAUUUCUCGAUUGGAUUUCUUUUGUAAAUUAUUGUCUUAUAUAUUGUUUAAGAUACAUAACUAUAAUUGCAUAUAAUGUACGUAGUGUUUUUAAUUGUUAACUAUGAAUUAACGACGUAGUUACUGUGUUUUAAGCGAACGUGUACAUUUUUAACGUACUUGUUUCAAUAAUGAAUAUAUAUAUAUUAUUAUAUGGUAAAAAUAAAUCAUCCAGUUUUUUAAAAAUA
Bombyx mori (domestic silkworm) is the source of this 8353-nucleotide messenger RNA. Its product is annotated as transcription factor sem-2. Gene Ontology annotation, molecular function: DNA-binding transcription factor activity, RNA polymerase II-specific; RNA polymerase II cis-regulatory region sequence-specific DNA binding. The record is from RefSeq and is a predicted model, not a curated record. The transcript is spliced from 2 exons. The coding region runs from base 460 to 1299 and encodes 279 amino acids. Lineage: Eukaryota; Metazoa; Arthropoda; Insecta; Lepidoptera; Bombycidae. Gene Ontology annotation, biological process: regulation of DNA-templated transcription; cell differentiation; anatomical structure morphogenesis.